UACCUGUCCAGGUAGCUCGCAUUUCCAAGCGAGCGGCGGCGCCCGCAGCACCUGUCGCCGGUGCGCGGGCCGGGAGCCCGGCGGGGGACAUGGCCUGGUAGCGGCCCCUGGGGGAGACGGUGCGGAGUUCGGUCCGGGACAGGGCAGGCCGAGGGAGGGGAGGUCCUUCCCGGGGCCGCGGGGCCGCAGGCAGCAUGAAAAAGAACCAGACGGUGCAGGGCACCUUCAGCAAACUCUUCGGCAAGAAGCACGCCAACCCCCCCAGCACCUCCCUCUACGCCACCAACCCCCCCUGGAUUUUCACCCAGGAGGCCCCGGAGGAGGGGAUCCGGGACUUCGGUGGGAUCUAUUAUGGAGAUAAUCGGUUUGACUCUGUGAGUGAGUCAGGGACAGCCACGCUGAAAGCUCGGCCAAGAGUUCGGCCCCUGCUGACCUUCCUUCCACUUAAUGCCCAGGAGAACCAUGGACUGGCUGUGCCCACCCCCUCUGUCCCAGGAGACUUUGCAGACAAAGAAGUGACAGGUACCAGCUCACUCGUCAACGGCAACCUGCGCCUGUACAGCUCUGUGGGUGACCUAAGGCCGGGGCACUAUGGGCAGGACCCACUCAUCCCUCCCCCUCCCCCAGGCCCGGCCCCGGGGCCACCCCCAGGCUUUUCACAGCUUCAGGAGGAAUCCCCCCCACCUCCACCUUCCAUGGCUCCCCCACCACCUCCCCUGCUGCUGGAACCCCCACCCCCACCCACCACGGCCCCACCUCCGCCCCCAGUAUUGGGGGCCCAAGCCCCCCUAUCCACCCUUUCCUCCCCAUCCACACCCACCCCUCCUGACUUCAUUCCUCCUGCCCCACCCUUGGCCUCUCUAGCCCCACCUCCACCCCUUUUGCCGGCCCCAGCACCCCCAGCAUCUCUUCAUACGACGGGGACUCGCUUCUUUCCCCCUGGGGGUGUCACCAAGUGGAAAUCAGAGGUAGCGCUGAAUGGCAGGCAGCCGGAGACCCCCAGAACCAGCCCCCCCCAGAGCCCAGCUGAGCCAAAGGGGAGCCUUCUGAGGCCUAAGCCAGAACCCCACCUCACUUUCCCCCGCUCAUUCAAGGUGCCUCCCCCAACCCCAGUCAGGACUUCGUCCAUCCCAACUCAGGAAGCACAGGGGACGCCUCCAGAGGAGGAAGGGGCCACCAAGAAAGCCCCCAAUCGACUCCCACUGCCUCCCAGCUUCCACAUCCGCCCCGCAUCCCAGGCCUAUCUGGACAGGGCCCCUGAGCCUGACUGCCCAGGGGAGCUCAGACCUGCAGCACCAGCCAGCCCCAGGCCGGGCCAGUCCCAGUCCCAGUCCCAGACUAAGGAAUGUACCGAGACUCCUCCGCCAGCCCCUCCCCUGCCCCCUCCUGCACCCCCACUCCCUCCCCCAGCACCGCCACUUCCCCCAGCUGCCCCUCCUUUGCCCACUGCUGAGAAGGCAGCCCCUCCACCUUCUAGGUUUACAAAAAACCCCAAAUCCAGCCCCCCAGCCCCCAACCCCAAACCUAACCCCCCCAGUCCGGAGGACACAGCGUCUUCAGCGCCUGUGGACUGGCGGGAUCCCAGCCAGAUGGAAAAGCUGCGGAGUGAGCUGGCAGCCUAUCUCUGUGGCUCCAGGAGGGAGGACCGAUUUGUCAGCCACAGGGCAGGCCCAACAGCGGCUUCACAGGAAAAGGAGGGCAAGAAGGGCCCCAGCCUGCCAGAGAAAGAGGCUCCCCCCAGCCUGCCAGAGAAGGAGAUCCUCCCAAGUGUUCCCGAGAAGAGUCCCUCCAGCCUGCCAGAGAAGGUGGCUGCCACCAGCCUGCCCCUCCCCCCUGUGGACUACAUCUCCCAAGACCCCCCAGCUCCCAGUGUCCGGCAGAUCCGGAGCGAGCUGGAGGCCCGGCUCUCCUCAUCAGCAGAGAAGGAAGCCAAGCCCAGCAUAGGGUCUCUGCCGCCCAAGCCUCGGCUAGAGGCGGGAAGAAUCUUUGAACAUAGGACGGAUAAUGGCGAAUUCUCUAAGCCUGUGGCCAGGAAUCUGCCGCCUCCAACCACCACCCCUCUGCCAACCACACCACUACAGUCCAAGGCCACAUCUGUGCCGGCCGCACCACCUAAGCCCACACCUGGACCGGCCACACCACCCAAGGUCACGCCUGCACCGGCCACACCACCCAAGGUCACGCCUGCACCGGCCACACCACCCAAGGUCACGCCUGCACCGGCCACACCACCCAAGGUCACGCCUGCACCGGCCACACCACCCAAGGUCACGCCUGCACCGGCCACACCACCCAAGGUCACGCUGGGGCCAGCCACACCAUCUAAGGCUGUGCCUGAGCCAGCCACACCAUCUGCAGCUACAACUGUACCCCCAUCAUCCGAGCUGACAGCAGAGAAGAAACUGGUCCCCGCUGGGCAGUGGGAGAAGCCAACCCCUCAGGAACUUACAGUGGCCUCCCAGACAGAGGCAGAAGGGCACCCCUCAGAGGCCAGUAAGCCUCCUGCACUGGGAGCCCUCUCAUCUCCAGCCCUCCCACCAAAGAGAUCCCCCGGCGGUGAAGGGGUAGCAUUUCUCUACAAGCCCCAUCGCAGCCAGGAAAGCCCCAGCCAAGAGGCUGCUGUGGCAAUGGGCACGCUGGCCACAGGGUCGGCGGGAGGGUCACGGGAGCCCGUGGAGGUGAAGGAGCCCCAGGGGCUGCCAGCUAAACCCCCAACCUCAGCCCCGCCUGCCGAUGAACUGCUCAGGCACCCGGUGACGGGGGAGGUGGUGCAGCCCGGCUCCCCCAUGGCUCUGCUCCUUGCGGCCAGGCAGAGGGCACAGAAGGGAAGGCCGGGAGGGGCUGCCCUGGGCCGGUCCUCCCUGCCAGGGAGUCUCCGGGGCCACGGCAGCCAGCCCCAAGCAGGCUCUGACAGCAUCUUCCACAAGGAGGGCCGGCCCAACUCCUUCACUGUGGUCCCCAAGUCACCCAAGGAGGCUGAGAAGGACCCCCAGCUGGCCUCCUCAGCACAGCCUCCGGUACCCAGUCAGUGGAAGCCCCAGCACCCCGGGGACCCAGAGGGCACUGAGCCAAACCACAGACACAACGGGACAAAGGCGGAGGCAAAGCCGGCGUUCUCCAUCCUCCCCCAGGGCCGCCUGCUGCCCAAAUCCUUCUCGUCCCCCCCUUCUCCUUCCUGCAAGAGGGAAGAGGAGGAGGACGACGACGACGAGGGGGAGUUCUGCUUUGAGGUCAUCCCGCCGCCGCCAGAGUUCAGCAACGACCCGGAGCCCCCCGCCCCGGCCCUCCGGUAUCUGGGGCGCCUGGGAUCCCCUCCCCGGAACAACUUCUUAGACUUGGGGCAGCCCUUGGCGCCUCGGGGCUUCUCGCGCUUUCCAGCCGGGGCGCACCACGCCGGGGCGGGGGGCCUGGAGCGCUUCGCCGGCGGGGGCCGGUCGCUCAUCAAGAAGCGCCUGUACGUCGGGGAGCCCCAGCGCAGCCCCGGGCAGCCCCGCGGCGGCACCGCCCGCAGCCUGAGUUCCCCCAACUGCUUCGGGCCGCCGCCUGGGGGCCCGGAAAUGCGGCGCGUCAACUCGGCGGGCCGCGCGCCCCCCGGCGGCCUGCACGCGCCGAGGCUGUCCAUGGAAGGCGCAGCCCGCGGGGAGGCCAAGUUCAAGGCGCCAGGCGGAGACUACGGCUUCUCCCCUGCGGCCGGCAGGUCUCCCCACGGAACCCCCCACUAUGGAAGCCCCAUCAAUACAUUCACCGUGAGGCCUGGGACCCGCCAUCCUAUCUCCUAUGCCUACUCGGGGAACCACCGGAAAGCCCCAUCCUGAGCCCAGGGUGUUCUCAGCUCUACUCCAAGGGGUCAGACCUGGGCACUUGUUUUUUUGUGGGGGUGGGAGGGACGCAGCAGGUGUUAGGCGGCCUGACUUAAACAUGCAGGAGUCUUUGUUACCCGAACACAGACGGAGGACGAGUGAGAAGCCGUGGGAAGAUGCACAGUGGGUUUCUGUUUCCCAAAGCACUGGCAUGGCUGUGGACUGUCUGCACAUGGGGAUGGGAGAGGGAAGGAGGGAGGAGAGGAGGAACCUUUAAGGGCCUGGAGCCCGAGUUUCCGCUAUCUGGUACUGUUUGCUUUAGCACAACUUAAAGCAGUUUUACCAGCGUGGACUCCUGAGCAGGUCCUGAAAGCAAGGGGUGGGGCACUAAGUCUGAAUGGGAAUCCAUCCCAAUGGCUGUGAUUGUCUGUCCAGUGCUCCCAGAGGGCUGAGGCCCAGCUCCAUCUGGGUAGGGGUGUGGGGCACUACACGUUGAGCUCUUUAGCCUCUGCCGGCCCACCAUUUGUCAUCCCAAGAGGUGAUUCCUAGGUUCCUAGCAUAGAAGCCACAUUGAGGUGGGACCAGGAAUGUGCACAUACAACCUGUGGAGCAGGUACUGGAACAGAGGUCUUUGCAUUGGCCAAGGGUGGGGAUAGCAGGGUGGAUGGUUCAUUUUCCCUGGCGCUGGCCCUUAGCCACAGGGAAGCCUAGAGAGAGAAGGAAGACUUGGCAAGUACAGGAUGGGAGACAGAGGAUUAAGUCUUGUUUUCCUACGCAGACCCAGGCAGCCAUGAUUUGGGGGAUUGGGCCCAAGGAGCCAGAAGACCUGGGAGCUGGACACCAAGGCCUAACCUAGGCAGAACCCAUUUGGGAUUUGGAGGGGGCAUCCUACCCAACCACCCCUCCCAAUCCCAACACUACAGGUCCCCAAUAUUAUUGGGCUUCAAAAUGCAUAGCGAAGAUGCUGGAAGAUGGGGAGUGGGAGGCGGCAGAGAUGGGCGGGCCCAGACCCGAAUUCUUGGGACCAGUCAAGGCAGGCUGCCUCGGUAAGGAGGAAUGGGAGGGAGUGGCCAGCCUCAGAGAAGCAGGCCGGUAGGACAGCCAGGAAGCAGCACCCUGUGGGGGCACAGUGUUGGACCUUUAGGACUUGAGGUCACUAGCCAAGAUACAGGUUGUGGGGACAGCAGGAGAGCCACUUCAGGGAAGGACAGCAGGCACCCCGAUGGCACAGGAUCUGGUUACCUGUGUUCAAGAAGCGAACCCCGCCCCAGACCAGCACUGGCCCUCUAUGUAUGUAUGUGUUUUCCCUGUACGAUGUUUUAUAAAAAAGAGUUCACUAAUUUAUCUGCUGUGUAAGGUUUGAACGGUGAGGCAUGGGCUCCCAGCUGUAUGUUGCUCUGGAGUAGGAGGGGAAGGACUGGCUGUCACUUGGCUUGGGAAAUAAACAGGCCAGUGUGGACUGGCCUCAGCUCUGUGGCUGUGGA
Messenger RNA from Prionailurus viverrinus (fishing cat), 5284 nucleotides. It is a transcript of the gene CB2H6orf132, whose product is annotated as chromosome B2 C6orf132 homolog. Lineage: Eukaryota; Metazoa; Chordata; Mammalia; Carnivora; Felidae. Bases 195 to 3815 code for a protein of 1206 amino acids. The record is from RefSeq and is a predicted model, not a curated record. The transcript is spliced from 5 exons.